Messenger RNA from Huiozyma naganishii CBS 8797, 708 nucleotides. RefSeq names its product haloacid dehalogenase superfamily protein. The coding region runs from base 1 to 708 and encodes 235 amino acids. The record is from RefSeq and is a predicted model, not a curated record. NCBI's taxonomy places the organism in Eukaryota, Fungi, Ascomycota, Saccharomycetes, Saccharomycetales, Saccharomycetaceae. Gene Ontology annotation, molecular function: phosphatase activity. The transcript has a single exon.
AUGACUAUUGAUAAGAGUAUUAAGGCAUGUCUGUUUGACAUGGAUGGGCUUUUGCUGAACACAGAAGACAUUUACACUCUCACAUGUAAUGAAAUCUUGAAUAAAUAUGGCAAGGGUCCUCUGACUUGGGAUAUCAAGCUGAAACUACAAGGACUUCCAGGUAGGGAGGCUGGUGAGAAGCUGAUUGAGAGCUAUGAUUUGCCCAUCUCUUUUGAGGAGUACGACGACAUGAAUGUCAAAUCUCAAGAAAGCAAGUGGCCAACUUCUUCGUUUUUGCCUGGUGUGGUUGAGUUAUUGAAGUAUUUGCACGAGAAGAACAUUCCAACUGCUGUAUGCACUUCAUCGAACAAACUAAAGUUCAAGGGGAAAACUAGCCAUCUUCCAUGUUUUGAAAAUUUCGAUGUUAUCGUGACCGGAGACGAUCCAAGAAUUCCUGCAGGAAGGGGAAAACCGUGUCCAGAUAUCUGGCAGUUAGGUUUGAAGAUGUUGAAUGAGAAGUUUGGUGGUGAUAUUAAACCAAGUGAAUGUUUGGUUUUUGAGGAUGGUAUCCCUGGUGUUAAAUCUGGGAAAGCCUUUGGAGCCCAUGUUAUCUGGGUCCCUCAUCCAGAAGCUCAGCCAUAUUUAGGCGAUGUGGAUGGUAUUCUGGAUAAUAAAGGUGAACUGUUACCUACUUUACAAGCAUUUAAAAGGGAACAGUAUGGAUUAUGA